Molecule: messenger RNA, 1377 nt
Organism: Exophiala bonariae
Lineage: Eukaryota; Fungi; Ascomycota; Eurotiomycetes; Chaetothyriales; Herpotrichiellaceae
Exons: 11
Coding region: 1-1377 (458 amino acids)
Biological process (GO): pantothenate import across plasma membrane
Cellular component (GO): plasma membrane
Molecular function (GO): pantothenate transmembrane transporter activity
Source: RefSeq, a predicted model, not a curated record
AUGGGUCAGAAUGACUCGGCCCUCGAGAAGAGGUUGAUACGAAAGUUGGACUUCUUCAUUGUUGCAUAUUGCUGCCUCUGCUAUUUCCUCAACUACCUUGAUAGAAAUGCUCUUGCCAAUGCCUACGUGGCUGGGAUGAAGGAAAGUCUCAAUCUGAAGCAGAAUGACUACAGCUCCCUGCUUUCCAUCUUCACAGCAGGACUGCUCACUGGAAAUAUUCCCCAUGCUCUGAUACUCCAGAAAGUACAGCCGCGAAUCUGGAUUCCAACAACUGUUCUUGUCUGGUCUGGUCUUACCAUGGCCUGUGCUGGCUGUCACAACUUUGCCCAGAUCGCCACGGUUCGCUUCCUGCAGGGGUGGUUCGAAGGGAGUCUCUAUUGCGGCGCCAUUUUUAUCGUUGGAUCCUGUAAAGCCGACGAGAUCUCCGUCCGAACGUCCAUAUUCACUUCGGUUGGACAAGUGGGUUCAAUGUUCGCUGGUAUCAUGAUGACGGCUAUGCGAACCUCAAUGGACGGACAUAGAGGCAUGGAAGGCUGGCGUUGGGUUUUUAUCGUGGAUGGUCUCAUGGGAGUCCCUGUGGGUAUCUUUGGCUUGCUCUUCCUGCCAAACACGCCUAAAUCAACCAAAAUGCCUUACCUUUCGAAAGAAGAGAUCGAACUUGCAAUCAGCCGUAUGCCACCUGUCGCUCGAGACAGUAAAAAGAUCAACCCCAGGUCGUUAGCUAAACGAGUCUUAAAGACUCCAAACAUAUAUAUCUUGACCGCAUUUUCGAUAUUUUCCGCCAUGACCGAGGGUUGUUUUCUGCUCUGGAUGAGACAUUAUCAAGACAAAUAUUCAAAGGCAGCGGUAAACACAUACCCUCUUGGCAUUCAGGCUGUUGCAAUCGUGUCCAUGAUUGUUGCGGGGGCAUACGUGGACAGAACGAAGAAUUACGUCGUGGUCGGGAUCGUCUCUGGCCUCUUACAAAUGUUGUCUGGAGCGAUGUUGGUCGUCCCCUCGCUCCCGGAUGCCGGAACCUUCUUCGCCAUGUAUCUCAGCGGAACGUCUUUUGUCGUCAACCCACUUCUGUACGGCUGGGGUGGUGUCAUCACUCGAAGAAAUGGCGACGAGGCAGCACGCGCUGUCACCCUCUACACCAUGAGCACCGGUGGUCUUCUUCUUUACACGUUUUGGGGUAUCGUACUUUAUCCCGCAUCCGACGCACCAUAUUGGAAGAAAGGUGCCAUUACCCUCAUGGUUGCAGUGCUUGGAUUUUGGACCAUAUUGUACUGGGUCAAUUGGCUUGACAAACGUACUCAAAAACUUCUCGAGGAUAAGGAGGCGGAGGUUGAUGUGGUUGUUUCAGAGACACAAGUGAUCGAAACCAAAGUUGCCUAG